Messenger RNA from Ciona intestinalis (vase tunicate), 2350 nucleotides. The record is from RefSeq and is a predicted model, not a curated record. Lineage: Eukaryota; Metazoa; Chordata; Ascidiacea; Phlebobranchia; Cionidae.
AACAUUUUAUGGAGUGCACGAAUAUAGUAUUAUGCGCUACACAUAGCAGCGUAAAAAUACUGUUAUACUAUGCUAGCAUCGUAGUAACAGCUACGAAGUAUAACUACUGAUUUACUAUGCUUAUAAUGUCAACUGAACAAAUGUUACUAAAACUUGGCAAACAGAUAAAGAGACAUACCGUUACCGCAUCGCAAACAUCUCAAACAGUAAGUUUUAAAACAGGGAAAGAAACCAACUAUACAAAUAUUUACUUUAGUUCUAGAAACACAAACUAGAAUGAAAACCACUCAUUCGCUCACAAUGAGCACAGUCGCGUCAUAAGAAUGCUCGUUGUUCCCGAACCUUAUGCUUUGUGAGGUCACAAUAGGUCUGUACUUAGACUAUACACGUGUGGUUAUAAGUUAGGCCAGCAGAAUCAGUGAGUUCAAGUCUUUAAAUAUGAUAAUGAAGUGUUAAAUUCAACGCAGUAAAAUGUCUUCUUGUAGUCAAUUUGUGUUUCCUCUUCAAGUCGCGUUGAACUUGCGGGAAAUGAACUUAAUGAGAGAACAAUCAUUACUGACUGACGUCACAAUCACUGCCGAGGAUCGAGAGUUCGAGUGUCAUCGAGUCGUUCUCGCUUCGAGUUGCCCGUAUUUCAAGGCAAUGUUUACAUAUGAUCUUCGUGAAAGCACAGAACGUAAAGUUACUUUACAUGGAAUCGAAGCCACUUCUUUUGCACAGAUCCUUAACUUUGCGUAUACAGGCACAUGCAUGCUUUCCAAGCAAAACGCUGCUGAUAUUUUCGUAGCUUCAGAUCUGUUCGGGAUUUUGUCUUUAAGAAACGCCGCUGAAAACUUUCUCAAGAAAUGCGUGGAUUUUUCAAACUGUCUCCAGAUCCUUCGUCUAUCGUCCAUGUAUUCCUGCCCAGAAGUAACGAAAAUCGCAAAAGAAUUUGCGCGUCAAAACUUCAUUGACGUCACUCAACAGAACGAAUUUCUUCAGCUCACCAUUGAUGACGUCAUUGAUUACCUCAACGAUGACGACAUCAACGUUGCUAGAGAGGAUUUGGUUUUUGACGCAGCUAUUCGGUGGUUACGUCAUCAACCUAACCCGACGAAUCUUACGCAACGAGUGUUGGAAUCAGUUCGUCUCCCGUUUGUUCGACCCGAAUAUCUAAAGAUUCAAUCAACAAUGGAAGUAUUGUUAAAUGACAAUGCACAAUGCUUACAAAAGAUAUCAGAGGCAAUAUCAUAUCACCAUUCUGAUUCAAACUGUGGAACUUUUUUAAACAAACAAAGAAAACCAAGGAAAAGGACAAGCAGAGAAGUUGUGAUGGUGUUUGGUGGGGAAACAAGGGCUGGUUCAACACAUGAAGCAUCUAAUGAUGUUAGCUACUACGAUCCAAUGACAUCAAGAUGGGACAGCAUCUCCAUACUACCUGGGGCUGUCAGUGCGGAAGCAUUCAGUGUUGUCUCACUCGGAUAUGAGAUUUAUUUAACAGGUGGAACAGUGAACGGCAAGGCAACGAAUAAAGUCACUGUGUUUUACACUUAUCUUAAUAAAUGGGUAAAGUUGUCCAACAUGUUGGUACCAAGGUAUCACCAUACAUGUACAGCUAUUGGAGACAUGAUUUAUGCUGUAGGUGGAACGAAUGGGAGUCGUUGUCUUGAUGACGUAGAAAGAUACAGGAGUGACGUAGAUAAAUGGGAAAAGAUAGAAAAGCUCGUGCACGCCAUCAAGUGUCCAGCCGUUGCCACGCACAAGGAGAAGUUGUAUGUGUUUGGGGGAUUCACCGAUAGUUACGUCAUAAGCCAGUCGAUACAGGUAUACACCAUCCCUGACAAAACUUGGACGAUUAUUUCAUCCUCGAUGAUCGAUUAUACUUGCGCGCACGCUGCUCCAAUCAACAGCAAGAUAUUCUUGUUGGGAGGAGGGUCGAAAAUCGUGAAAAUUUACGACACGGAAACUGACCAAGUAUCGAGAGUGUCAGAUAUGUUAGAGAAAAGAGACAACUGUGGCGUCACUGUUGUUGGUGGUAAAAUAUUUGUCACUGGAGGCGUCAGUGAGUCAUCAGGCCCUUCUUUGAUGACGUCAGAAUGCUAUUGUCCGUUACGUAACAAGUGGGAGAGGAUACCGGAAAUGCCACGCCCACUGCACAGACAUGGUUCGGUGAGCAUGCGGAUCCCGAUAUAUCAGAGGACGGAUCGUGUCUCGCCUCGAACGCCAAGAACAAUGACGUCAUCAGAAGAAGUGACGUCACCGGGCAUAACUUAAAUUACCAAUCUCUUAUGUGUUUGUAAUAUGAUUUUCGUAUUUUUUAUACAACCAUAUAUAUUUUAUAUUUACCCAAAUAAAUACACGUAUAUUUAUA